This is a messenger RNA of Aureobasidium pullulans EXF-150, 843 nucleotides long. RefSeq names its product synaptobrevin-domain-containing protein. Gene Ontology annotation, biological process: vesicle-mediated transport. The transcript is spliced from 2 exons. Gene Ontology annotation, cellular component: membrane. The record is from RefSeq and is a predicted model, not a curated record. Bases 33 to 758 code for a protein of 241 amino acids. Lineage: Eukaryota; Fungi; Ascomycota; Dothideomycetes; Dothideales; Saccotheciaceae.
AAUCAUCUUCACAAUCACAAUCAACACCCACAAUGGCAUCCUCAAGCAGCACAGCAACGCCCUUGCUCUACUCGUGUAUCGCCUACAAGAACACGAUCCUCGCCGAACACACGACCUCCGCCGCCUCAGCAACCUCGUCACUGGCAUCGCUCAUCCUCCCCAAGAUUGACCACUCGUCAGCUCAGAAGUUGACCUACACCCACGGCGCAAACCACAUACAUUACAUUGCAGAUGCUGCUCCAGCCUCCCCCGACAACGCACCUGGCCUCACAUACCUCGUCAUCGCCAAGCAAGACCUAGGCCGUCGCAUUCCCUUUGGCUACCUCGUCGAGAUCAAGAAGCGUUUCUUGUCGCAACAAGGCAACACCGACUUCUCUUCACUCCCCUCAUAUGGCGCCGCCGCCUUCAAUUCGGAUCUCAAGAAAUUGAUGGUUGAGUACGGAACGACAAAAGCUGGCCAGGAAGACGCCUUCAAGAAUGUCCAGGCCGAGAUCGACAACGUGAGAGACAUCAUGAGCAAGAACAUUGAGCAAGUUCUGGAAAGAGGCGAGAGAAUUGACCUGUUGGUCGACAAGACUGAUCGCUUGGGAGGCUCUGCCCAUGACUUCCGCGUCCGAAGCAGAGGCCUCAGGAGGAGAAUGUGGUGGAAGAAUGUCAAGUUGAUGGCUCUCUUGGUUCUUGUCAUUGUCUUCCUCGUUUACCUCCUGGUUGGCUUUGGAUGCGGUCUGCCUGGUUGGUCGAGAUGCAUCAGCCACUAAUCCCCAGCACGAACUCACGACUUGUCCUUUUAUCCUUACAUGUUUUUAACUUAGCCCAUGGUCUGUAUAUAUCUUAUCUGAUUCC